AUGGCUCCCGCUACAGCAUCAGCAACUGCCCCUCUAACCCCACCAUUUCUCUCACUACCACCAUCCCAAUUCGCCCGACUUCAACCUCACGCCUAUCUUCUCGCCCACCUCUCACCACCCGCAUCGAGCAAUCAGCCUUCAGUCCGAGCCAAUGGCCGGGCGACUUCUCAAUUCCGCAUUACCUCCGCCAACACCGGUUCCUUGACACAUACAAACGGUAGUGCCGUGGUGAGAAUCGGCGAUACUGCAGCUGUCUGCGGCGUGCGCGCUGAACUCCUACACACCGAGGAUAUCGCUUCGUGGAGUAUCGCCCCGGCAUCGGGGGGCAAUGCGGGCAGUAAACGGCGGAAGCUGACCGAUCCCACCCUGAAGCCGAACGAGGAGCUCGGCGGCGAGGAAGAGGACGACGAGGACGAGGACGAAGACGAAUCGCAAAUCCAGGAGCUUAAUCUGCUGGUUCCCAACCUUUCGCUCAGCACCGGCUGCGCACCCGGCUUCAUCCCCGGGGCCCCGCCUUCGGCGUUGGCGCAGUCGCUAUCACACCAGAUCUUGACACUCCUGCAUAGUACUCGGUUAGUCCGCGCGGAGGACUUGCGAGUCUGGUACCAGCCACCUAGUCUCGGCGCUGAAGAUCUCGAGCGCCACAACGAAAGCGAGCAGAUGGACGUGGAUGUCCAGGGGGGUCAUUCGGAGCUUCCGAAGAACAGGGAAAUCAAGGCGUUCUGGGUACUCUACAUUGAUGUGAUGAUCAUUUCUCUAGCCGGAAAUCCGUUCGAUGCAGCCUGGACCGCCGUGCUGGCUGCGCUCCGCGAUACGAAACUGCCCAAGGCGUGGUGGGACAUUGAUAACGAGAUGGUGGUGUGCUCGGACGCGGUGGCUGAAGCACGCAAGCUGUCGUUGCGGGGUAUGCCUAUUGCGAGCUCGUUCUGCGUCUUCGAGGCGGAUGCUGCUGCAGGCUGGAGAAAGGUCAUUGUUCCUGAUGCCGAAGAAGAGAGGAAUAUCGACGAGAGUAAUAGGAAAGGCAUUCAACGGAGGUGGAUCUUGGCCGAUCCUGAUGGGUACGAAGAGGGCUUGAGUCAGGAACGAGCUUGUCUCGUGGUCGAUAAGGAGAAUGGUGGCAGAGGAAAGACCGUCAUCGUCAAGAUGGAGAAGAAUGGCGGAUGGGCUGUAGAUAGCAGAGAGUUGAAGCAGCUGGUUGACGUAUCCGCGCAGCGAUGGGAUGACCUGAAACGGAUACUUGAUAAUUGCUGA
Aspergillus clavatus NRRL 1 is the source of this 1251-nucleotide messenger RNA. RefSeq names its product 3' exoribonuclease family protein. Lineage: Eukaryota; Fungi; Ascomycota; Eurotiomycetes; Eurotiales; Aspergillaceae. Gene Ontology annotation, cellular component: cytoplasmic exosome (RNase complex); nuclear exosome (RNase complex). Gene Ontology annotation, biological process: nuclear mRNA surveillance; nuclear polyadenylation-dependent mRNA catabolic process; exonucleolytic trimming to generate mature 3'-end of 5.8S rRNA from tricistronic rRNA transcript (SSU-rRNA, 5.8S rRNA, LSU-rRNA). The record is from RefSeq and is a predicted model, not a curated record. The transcript has a single exon. The coding region runs from base 1 to 1251 and encodes 416 amino acids.